GCCUUACUCAUUCCGUAUGCGGCCAUGCGAGGCUAAAUAUACAUCAAUUGCUGGCCGCCGUUGGAAUUGGGUUCCUUUGUCUCUCCCCCCUUCAUCUUUCUAUUGCCCAUUGCCUCUUUCUCUUUGUGGUGUAUAGACAGACAGGCACAAUGGCGAAGAACGUCUUCGCCGUCCAGAUUUUCUUCAUUGUGUUCCGAGAGUGCUUGGAAGCUGUCAUCAUCAUCUCAGUCCUCCUCUCUUUCCUCAAACAAUGUCUCGGUGGACCAGGCCAAGACCAGGCCAUCUAUAAACGCCUGGUCAGGCAGGUAUGGCUUGGCUCAGCAGCUGGUAUUGUCAUCUGUCUUAUCAUUGGUGGUGCUUUCAUCGGAGCCUUCUACGGCCUUGGCAAGGACAUCUGGUCCCAGUCUGAGGAUCUCUGGGAGGGUAUCUUUUAUCUGAUUGCCACAAUUAUCGUCUCAAUCAUGGGACUUGCCCUGCUAAGAAUCAACAAGAUGAAGGACAAGUGGCGUGUCAAGAUUGCUCAUGCCUUGGCUGAAAAGUCUGGCAAUUCUGAAAAGCCGAGGAACUGGCUCAGCGACUGGUCCAGGAGACACGUCAUGUUCAUCUUGCCGUUUAUUACCACUUUGCGAGAAGGAGUUGAGGCUGUCGUCUUUGUUGGUGGCGUCUCUCUUAGCUUGCCCGCAACGGCCUUCCCUCUGCCUGUUGUUUGCGGAAUCAUCGCUGGUCUCGCCGUCGGUUUCUUCAUCUACCGCGGUGGCAACCUGAUGUCGAUACAGCUCUUCCUCAUUGCUUCGACCAGUGUUUUAUAUCUGAUUGCCGCCGGCAUGUUCUCCAAGUCUAUCUGGAGUCUGCAAUACCACACAUUUGCUCAGCGUGUCGGAAGCGAUGUCGCUGAAGAAGGCAAUGGCCCCGGCUCAUACAAUAUUCUCGAGACCGUCUGGCAUGUGAACUGCUGCAAUCCCGAAACCGACAACGGCUGGGAUGUUUUCAACUCCAUCCUCGGUUGGCAGAACACCGCCACGUACGGCUCAGUUAUCGCUUACAAUGUUUACUGGAUAUUCCUCGUUCUUACAGUUUCUCUGCUCAUGUACGAGGAGAAGACGGGAUCACUGCCAUUGAAGAAUCAAUUCCUAAACACCGCAUCCAAGGUUCCAGGCCUCCGCCGAUGGGUCGAGAAGAAGCGUGCGAAGAAAGAAGUCAACGAAUUCGAGGUUUUCCAGCAGGUUCAAGCUGCAGGACUUUUGCGAGAGUAAGCUGGGGUUUCAGCAAGAUUGGGAUGCAUAGCGGGGCCACGAAAAUGGGUUAUGAUAUUAUGUUGAUGGGAGUUUUGUAUUGAUGACGAAUAUAUCCAAAUGGCAAGGAGGGCUCGGUUAGACCUCGCAGGCUGAUUUUAUACUAUAGCUUGUGAAGGAGAUAAUAAAAUUUUUCUUUCAUCUGCGGG
Molecule: messenger RNA, 1441 nt
Organism: Trichoderma asperellum CBS 433.97
Lineage: Eukaryota; Fungi; Ascomycota; Sordariomycetes; Hypocreales; Hypocreaceae
Biological process (GO): iron ion transmembrane transport
Cellular component (GO): plasma membrane; high-affinity iron permease complex
Molecular function (GO): ferrous iron transmembrane transporter activity
Source: RefSeq, a predicted model, not a curated record